Messenger RNA from Octodon degus (degu), 978 nucleotides. It is a transcript of the gene Mc5r, whose product is annotated as melanocortin 5 receptor. Gene Ontology annotation, molecular function: melanocortin receptor activity. Gene Ontology annotation, cellular component: membrane. The transcript has a single exon. The record is from RefSeq and is a predicted model, not a curated record. Gene Ontology annotation, biological process: G protein-coupled receptor signaling pathway. Lineage: Eukaryota; Metazoa; Chordata; Mammalia; Rodentia; Octodontidae. Bases 1 to 978 code for a protein of 325 amino acids.
AUGAACUCUUCAUUUCUCCUGCAUUUCCUGGACCUCCACCCGAAUGCCACCGAGGGCAACUUUUCAGGAGUAGAGGCUGGGAACACGUCCUCACUCUGUGAGGACAUGGGCAUCGCUCUGGAGGUGUUCCUGACUCUGGGCCUUGUCAGCCUCUUGGAGAACGUUCUGGUGGUUGGUGCCAUUGUGAAGAACAAGAACUUGCACUCCCCCAUGUAUUUCUUUGUGUGCAGCUUGGCUGUGGCCGACAUGCUGGUGAGUGUGUCUAAUGCCUGGGAGACGAUCACUAUCUACCUGAUCAACAAUGAACACCUAGCAAUCCCAGAUGCCUCUGUGCGCCACAUUGACAAUGUGUUUGACUCCAUGAUCUGCAUCUCUGUCGUGGCCUCCAUGUGCAGCUUGCUGGCCAUUGCGGUGGACAGGUACAUCACUAUCUUCUAUGCCUUGCGUUACCACCACAUCAUGACUGCGAAGCGUGCUGGGACAAUCAUUGUGGCUAUCUGGAGCUUCUGCACAGGCUGCGGCAUUGUUUUCAUCCUGUAUUAUGAGUCCACCUACGUUGUCGUCUGCCUCAUUUCCAUGUUCUUCACCAUGCUGCUUCUCCUGGUAUCCCUGUACAUACACAUGUUCCUUCUGGCGCGGGCCCAUGCCAGGCGCAUUGCAGCUGCACCCAGAUCCAGCUCUGUGUGGCAGAGGGCCAGCAUGCGUGGUGCUGUCACCCUCACCAUGCUGCUGGGAGUAUUCAUCGUGUGUUGGGCACCCUUUUUCCUCCAUCUCAUUCUGAUGCUCUCAUGUCCCAAGAAUAUCUACUGCUCCUGCUUCAUGUCUCACUUCAACAUGUACCUCAUCCUCAUCAUGUGCAACUCCGUGAUCGACCCUCUGAUUUAUGCCUUCCGCAGCCAGGAGAUGAGAAAGACCUUCAAGGAGAUUGUUUGCUGCCAUGGCUUCAGGAUAGGCUGUCAGCUCCCUAGCAGGUAUUAG